AUGUCGGUAUCAUAUACUGGUUCUGCUAGCUCCAAGCAUGCCGAGGAAGCUUCAGACACAUGCAAUAUUGUCAUAUUCGGAGAAGCAGGAGCUGGCAAAAGCUCCUUGAUCAAUUUGAUCACUAGUACAGAAACGGCACCGACAUCCUGCGACACUUUGGGAUGUACAAUUGGAACCAACGUCUACGAGCACUACGUCGGGAUUCAAGGCAAGAUCUUGAAGGUAAACCUUUUUGAUACAGCCGGUCUUGAUGAGGGCUCUGAGGGCAUAGUCCCCGACGGGGAAGCUCGGAAGAUUUUGAAGGAGCUUCUUCGAACACUUCUGGAGCGAGAUGGCAUUCAUCUCCUCAUAUACUGUGUGCGCAGCACGAAAGGAAUCAAGGCACUCUGCCGUAACUACGAAUUAUGUCUCUCCGAAGUCAAGCAAAGGGUUCCAAUCGUCCUUGUCGUUACAGGUCUAGAAGACAAACUACCAGAAAUGGAAGGAUGGUGGAAGACCAACCAGCAAUCUAUCUCACAGUUCGGCAUGACCUUUGCUGGCCACGCAUGCAUCACCGCACUGACCCUCGACGGAGAUGCAACAGAUACGCUCAAGCGGCGCCGCCACCAGUCAUAUGACGCCGUCUGCAAACUUAUUGAGGAGUGUCGUGCAAAGAACAAGCCUAAAAACAUCGUAAUCUUUGGGGAGACGGGGGCAGGCAAGAGUUCGCUCGUCAACCUCAUGGCGAGAAAGGAAGUGGCAGACACAUCUCCUGACACGAAACGCUGCACGUUACACUGGAAAGACUACACCAUCGGCUUCGGUGGCGAGUCUUACAAGGUGUUCGAUACCGUUGGGCUCGAGGAACCGCAACUGGGGAUCACCGAGUACCUCGGGUCUGUCGAAAAUGCCUAUAGGCUUAUCAAGGAAUUGGACCGACAAGGCGGCAUUGAUCUGCUUCUGUUCUGCAUUCGUGCUGGCAGACUCAGUCCUACAAUUCAGAGCAAUUACCGGCUAUUUCACGAAUUCCUAUGCGAGAAGAAGGUUCCCAUUGUUCUUGCGAUCACGAACCUCGAAAGAGAGAAACGGAUGGAGGACUGGUGGGAGAGAGAACAUAACUGCCUCGAACAACACGGGAUCCUGGUCGCUGGUCAUGCGUGCAUCACCGCCGCUAAUAAAUUGGAUGGCCGACACAAAGACCUUUAUGAAGAAUCGCGCGUCACGAUUCGCAACCUUGUGAAGCAGUAUAUUGCUGACAAGCAGAAGCCAGCAUGGAUAGGAGGGGACAACCUGUUCGUGGCGUUGAUGCGUAAGCUGAAGGAGCUACUUGAAAGAAAUUCGCGCCUGAAGAGGAAGGAUGUUGCCUCUCGCCUCACGAAGCGUUGCGGUAUGUCUAAAGAAGUCGCAAAAGAGCUGGCUAAUAUGAUUAAGUAUGAUGUCGUUGCUGCUGGGUAAUCACCCACUUCACUUUUCAUAUUCGCACUCAGAUCUGCUUGUAGACUUGGUCCUCGUUGAUACGAUACACCACAUAAUUUAAAGGGUUGACAGCUGACAGAAACUUUCCCCCAGGUGAGGUGUGGCUAGGUUCAAGCACAUGCAUCAUGUCUGCAUCGCGAGAAUGUAAGCAGUGACAAGUCCAAUCAAACAUGUCGUCUGAGUGAUCUACUCCAUCUGAAUGUGCUGGUGCGUAUAGCGAGGAAACAGAAUAAGGACGACAGUGCGCAGAUCGACACAACACAAUAGACGAGUACAUCCCACGAGGAUACCCGUCGCCGUAUGAUGGGCACCCGACAUGAGGGUGCUGACUGCCGGGAUGCUGCAACAAAGCAGACAAGAUGUCAGGCGGCAGGAGACCUGGCCGGAACGCUAGUGGUUGGUGUGGCAGAGAGGUUGCAUUGCGCGUCUAUUGAAUUCGUGGGAGGUUUCGUAUACAUAGUACGAGA
Molecule: messenger RNA, 1922 nt
Organism: Suillus paluster
Lineage: Eukaryota; Fungi; Basidiomycota; Agaricomycetes; Boletales; Suillaceae
Product: P-loop containing nucleoside triphosphate hydrolase protein
Exons: 4
Coding region: 1-1434 (477 amino acids)
Biological process (GO): tRNA wobble uridine modification; tRNA methylation
Cellular component (GO): mitochondrion; cytoplasm
Molecular function (GO): GTP binding
Source: RefSeq, a predicted model, not a curated record